Molecule: messenger RNA, 2396 nt
Organism: Pimephales promelas (fathead minnow)
Lineage: Eukaryota; Metazoa; Chordata; Actinopteri; Cypriniformes; Leuciscidae
Gene: atad1b
Product: ATPase family AAA domain containing 1b
Biological process (GO): extraction of mislocalized protein from mitochondrial outer membrane
Cellular component (GO): mitochondrial outer membrane
Molecular function (GO): ATP hydrolysis activity; ATP binding
Source: RefSeq, a predicted model, not a curated record
AUUAAAACUUAGAAGAAGAAGAGGAAGAAGACGACGAAGAAGAAGAUGGUGAAUGAAUAGUAGCCUAAUAUGCGGUAGAAAAAGAGAAAAAAAAGCCUGAUUUCUGGAAGUAAAUUAAUUGUUUUAUUAAAAGGAAGCUGCUUUUUUUAAACAGUAUUUCCAAGACUCAAUAAUAAAGACGCUUCUGGUGAAUGUGAGAAGAUGGUAUUAAAAGAGAUUCCAACAGACAAUAUCACUCGCCCUUUGGGUCGGAAUGAGGUCAUAGGUUUACUCUUCCGCCUCACAAUAUUUGGUGCUGUCACUUAUUUUACAAUAAAGUGGAUGGUUGAUGCUAUUGAUCCAACAAGAAAACAGAAAGUUGAGGCACAAAAACAGGCAGAGAAACUCAUGCGGCAGAUUGGAGUACAGAAUGUGAAGCUUUCUGAAUAUGAGAUGAGUAUUGCUGCUCAUCUUGUGGAUCCGUUGACUAUGCAGAUUACAUGGCAUGACAUUGCAGGUCUGGAUGAAGUCAUAACCGAACUGAAAGACACCGUUAUACUUCCGAUCCAGAAGAGACAUCUGUUUGAAGGAUCCAGACUUCUUCAACCUCCCAAAGGUGUGUUGCUGUAUGGGCCUCCAGGCUGUGGGAAAACUCUUAUAGCCAAAGCUACCGCCAAAGAGGCUGGAUUCCGCUUCAUCAACCUGCAGCCUUCCACCCUCACUGACAAAUGGUACGGAGAGUCCCAGAAACUAGCCGCAGCCGUGUUUUCUCUGGCCAUCAAGCUACAGCCCUCUAUUAUCUUCAUCGAUGAGAUUGAUUCCUUCUUGAGGAAUCGCUCAAGUUCAGAUCAUGAGGCCACUGCCAUGAUGAAGGCUCAGUUCAUGAGCCUAUGGGAUGGGCUGGAAACUGACUACAACUGCCAGGUCAUAAUAAUGGGAGCCACCAAUCGGCCACAAGAUCUUGAUUCUGCUAUACUCCGAAGGAUGCCUACAAGAUUUCACAUCAAUCAGCCGAAUAUAAAGCAGAGGAAAGACAUAUUGAAACUGAUCCUGGAGAAUGAAAAUGUGGAGUCUGCUGUGGACUUUGGUGAAAUUGCCAAAAAGACUGACGGCUUCUCGGGAAGUGACCUCAGAGAGAUGUGCCGAGAUGCUGCUCUGCUUUGUGUGCGUGACUUUGUGCACCAAGAAAGUCCGGUGGAAGACUUCAUCCGCCCAAUAAGGCAGGAAGACAUGCAGAGGGCGAUCGAGAAGAUGAAGAAGUCCAAAUCUGCUGGAGCGCAAGAGGCGUUUAUGCACGUGCCACUGGACUGAAUGUGAUGCUGCUGUUUUAAAAGAAAAUGAAACUAGAUUUGGUCUGUUUUUCUUUUUUUGAGGCAUAUCAUGUUGGUUUUUUUUUUGUAAAAGGGGGAACUCAGGAUUUAUAAAUGGUGGAAUGGAGGCUUUUUUUCUCUAAUCAUCUUUUUUUGCACUGUAAUUUAGAUAUUCUGUUUUUGCUAUUCAUUCAAUCAAUGAGCCUUAUUCACACACAAAAAGAAAACUUUUUUUUUUCCAUUUAACACUCAUUUGAGUCAAUGGGAUAGUUUACGAAAGACUAAACAAUUUACAUAACUCAUUCUGCUUGUGUUACAAGAAUGAGGUCCAUUGUGUUUGUCUUUAUAGGUUUGGUUUGGCUGGUGUUUUUUCUUUAUGAAGAUGGGCAACAGUGUAGUUACUAUUUCCAGUUAUGCAUAAGGCACAUAAUUUCCCCUGCAAGAAUUAUUUUUAGCUCAUCUGUAAGUGUGUUUAGUAACAAUUUUAACAACUCUCAUCUGUUUGUUUUGCCCCAGUGAUUGAAUGAUUUAAAUUAUAAAUGCAUUGACUUGUCGGCCUUUAACAUUGAAUAAAAUGUUUAAGUGUUAAAUUUAGCCCAGAUUAGAGAGAGUGCGAUGGCCUGUUGUAUACAUAUUUAUUUGUGAAACAUUAAAUAUACUUCCACAAAAAAUAUUUAGGGCAAGUGACAAGCCGCUGCUGUUGUUAUUUCUGGGGGUUUGAAUGGGCGACGGAUCAUUGAAUGGUGGAAAGUGGAAAGAAACCCAGUUUCUUCUGGAGAAAUGUUUAUGGAUUGAUGCACCAUUUUAGAAUGCUGGCAAUACAAUAAAACAUUUUACUGUAUACAGGUAUUUUUCAGUUAUUAGGUUUCUUAAUCCAAUUUAAAUGUGCUUUGAAGUUUUGUUGACAGUGUACAAGAAUUGGAUGAACAUCCUAUUCUUUUAAUUAUGUUUAUUGGAAUUACUGCCCGAUGCACAUUGUAUCAAAUUUUGUAAGAAAUUACAAAGUGUAAAUCUCGCAAGUCCAUACAUUUCCUGUAAGACAAUAAAUAUGUUUAGGUUGGUCCAAUAACAAAAUGGCAAGACAAUAAAUAUGCUCUUGUUCCUUCA